Molecule: messenger RNA, 2772 nt
Organism: Chara braunii
Lineage: Eukaryota; Viridiplantae; Streptophyta; Charophyceae; Charales; Characeae
Source: the annotation of a GenBank genome assembly
CGAUGUGAGGCAGCCAUUCCUGCGGUGUGGUAUGCGAUCUGGUCGAAGGACAUCACAAAAUGUACGAAGGAGUUUGCGUCGGCCAUAGAAACGUUGCAGAGCUUGGCGCCACGCCAUCCGAGCUUGCAGUGGCCACCACUGCGGUACCCCGAGGACUCAGUGCCGCCGCCGGUUCCUACCACCGCCCCUUCAGCACGGUGGCUUCGCCCAAUGCUGCGGCUCCAGCUGUUCGAGUCAUGGUUCCGCGUCCCUCAACAACACGUCCGACAGCCCCGCCGUCUGCACCGCUGGCUGGGACACCAGGUGCUCGUGAUGUGGAAGUUGGUCGGUCUGCGCCAGCCAACGAGCCCCCGCCUGUGAGGGAUGGUGGAGGCUCUGCGGCAUUUGACGAGGAGAGCACACAUGCUUUUAUUGAGAGUCGCCGGAGUGCUAGACAGUCACCUGUCGCAUGGGUUGGUACUGUUGUGGCACCUGCCGCACCUGCCCGUUGUUCAUCGGAGCACCCUUGGCUGCCGCCUCCACCGUCGCGAGUGGCGCAGCGUCCGGCGGUCGACCACGUUCACGCAUCUGCCCGCCCUGAUCCUUCACACGUACCUGCAGAUGCUCGACAAUCUGCUUCCAUUCCUCGUGUUGGGGAACUGGCGGAGCAUGGGGUGCCUGCCGAGGAGGUCCCCCCUCCGGUGUCCGAUUCAUCGCCGACCCCGAUUAAGACGACGACAGGUGUUGGUAGGUCUGCUCCACCCGUGUUGACCGGAUCAUUAGAUCCGUUGCAACGCAUGCGCGACCUUGCAGCCGCCCAGAGCGCGGCACCUGCGAGUCCUGGCGGGUUGUUGGAUGUCGGGGUCCUCAGCGGGCGAGCCACGACAGGACGAGGCCGGGGCACUUGUCGGCAUCAAGUCGUCACGUCAUAUUAUUUGGACCCUUUGGAGCGUGCGUGGCAUCUGCAAAUCAUGCGGUUCAUCGUCGAGAGCGGGAUGUCGUUCAACUGCAUGAAGCUUGAAAGCUUCAAACGCAUGUUCACGAUGAUCAUCCCGCCGGGGGUUCCGCGGGCACCCACGCCUAGACUUCCCUCCUACCACAUGCUGCGCACGACCCUUUUGGACGAGCUGGAUGGUGAGGUCCAGAACGACGACGAUGAUUUCUUUGCGUUGGGCACACAUGCGGCCACGGAUGAUGAUAGAGGCGACGGUGACGACAGAGGCGACGGUGACGACAGAGGCCAUGGUGGAGGCGACGGUGACGACAGAGCCGAUGGUGACGGGCCUGACGGCACUGACGAGGCAGGUGACGGUGGACACGAGGGCGUAGGACGUGAUGGCGGUGACAGAGGCGGGGGCGGGGGAGGCGAUGGCGGAGGCGGGGGCGGAAGAGAGGCGCAAGCCUCGCCCGCAGCGGCAAUGGUGACGGAGGAGGAUACUGGAGUCAGGAUCACUCGUCCUCGGUCACCGGCGCCGGUUGUUGUUGGCACUGAGGAGGAGACGGAGUUUCAUCGCCCGCCUCCUCCCGCCGAUAUUUUCACGGGCGCCCACGGGGCGCCCAGCGCCUCGGUCCCCUCCUCAGGAGCGGGUUUGGAGGACGGCGAGGCACCAUCUGAGCCACCUCCUCCCACAACCGACGGUGGUCUAGAGGAUGGAGAGGUUGCACCCACUCCCACUUGGGUUGGCGGAGGAGGUGGCACGGAACCGUCGUGGUGGGCCACCCGUCGCAGUGCAACGCAGUCUGGGAGGUUCACUAGAGGCAGCGUCUGCAGAUCACGUGGCGCAUGGGGGUCAUGGUUCACAACAGUUAUCGGACGACGUGUCAUCAGUCCAUCCACCGGACGAGGGAGAGAGCCACACCGAGACCCGACGGAGACGUUAGAGGUGAGGGUUCCCGGGGGGCAGGAUACGGCGCACCCAGGCGAGGGCGUGGUGCAGGAUACGGCGCACCCAGGGAGCACGGGUGUUGGACGGUCCAUUGGGGGGGGCAUUGAGCACAAAGGCCCAUCGACCUCACACCCCAGCAUUAUCAGGCCCAACGCACAUGACGUCGGAGACGGGCACGCAGAUGACCCUCAACCGCAUCUGACGGGGUUGCGUCCACCACCCUUGCGCCCCCCUGCUGCCGACCCCGCCGCCCACGGGUUGGCCGUGCAGAGCACAUUGCCGACGAGGUCUUUCUACGACGGUGCGAGCAUGGACCGGAGGGCGGGCGAUAUGGGACAGACAUCAGCAUGUGGACUGGCGGAUGUGCCCCCGGGGGCGCGAUCAAUUGGCAACGUCGAUGGCAGUUGUCACGAUUCCAUGAGAGCUUACGAGGUGCAGCAUGGGAGGCCUAUACGGGCCAAGACAACGGAUGUCCACGAUACCCAGACGGCAACUGCAAGGCUAUCACGGGUGAGGACGAAGGGAGCAGGUGCGUCGAUUCCGAAUCAUCGGCGCCGCCCGCAACCUUUUUUUCGCAACAGGGACGUGACCAGGCAGAUGCCGUCUGCUGCAGAUGGACAGGGUGGGGCGGACGGAGGUGACAGCGUGGACCAAUCAGGGCGAGGCGAGAAGAGACGAGGCGGCAUGAUCAUCAUCCGCGACAACAGUUCCACAACCGCUGAGGGCGGUGAGAGCACAGGCGCCGAUAAUCCUGAUGACUCUGAUUACGUUCCGAGGUUCCGGACGGCAGACGAAGAUGACGGGGGAGGUCGUCGCGUGAGGAUGAGGACAGGACCUGGCCCGCAAGGGCAUUACAUCGGCGAGUGAUCAGUCACCGUAUCCUCUUGCGCAUUUUGCCAAGAGCGGC